Messenger RNA from Cladophialophora psammophila CBS 110553, 1566 nucleotides. RefSeq names its product signal recognition particle protein. Gene Ontology annotation, cellular component: cytosol; signal recognition particle, endoplasmic reticulum targeting. Lineage: Eukaryota; Fungi; Ascomycota; Eurotiomycetes; Chaetothyriales; Herpotrichiellaceae. The record is from RefSeq and is a predicted model, not a curated record. The transcript has a single exon. Gene Ontology annotation, biological process: SRP-dependent cotranslational protein targeting to membrane; SRP-dependent cotranslational protein targeting to membrane, translocation. The coding region runs from base 1 to 1566 and encodes 521 amino acids. Gene Ontology annotation, molecular function: GTP binding; endoplasmic reticulum signal sequence receptor activity; GTPase activity.
AUGGUUCUCUCAGACCUUGGGCGGCGCAUUAAUGCCGCCGUGUCGAACCUCAACCGCGAACCCAACCUUGACGAGAAAGCCUUCGAUGCCAUGAUCAAGGAGAUAUGUUCUGCCCUGCUGUCGGCCGAUGUCAACGUGCGACUUGUGAAGAAUCUGCGGAAGUCGAUACAGAGCGCUGUCAAUUUCAAAGACCUUCCACCCAACACGACUUCCAAUGGCAAGAAGCGUAUGAUACAACAAGCGGUCUUCGAGCACCUUGUCCAACUUGUCGAUCCUCACGCCGAACCAUACAAACCUAAGAAGGGCAGAUCGAAUGUGAUAAUGAUGGUCGGUCUUCAAGGCGCAGGGAAGACGACAACAUGUACGAAGUUGGCGAGAUAUUAUGCAGCCCGGGGUUUCAAGGCUUGCCUGGUUUGCGCAGACACCUUCAGAGCAGGCGCCUACGAUCAGUUGAAGCAAAAUGCGACAAAAGCAAAGAUACCAUAUUAUGGUUCACUCACCCAAACAGACCCUGCUGUGGUAGCUGCCGAAGGCGUUGGGAGAUUUAAAAAGGAGAAGUUCGAGGUUAUUAUCGUUGACACUUCGGGGAGACACAAGCAGGAAGCAGAUUUGUUCCAGGAAAUGAUCUUUGUUCAGAAUGCUAUCAAGCCGGAUCAGACAAUCAUGGUGCUAGACGGCACGAUUGGUCAAGCGGCCGAGGCACAGUCGGCAGCUUUUAAGGCUACAGCUGACUUUGGUGCUCUUAUCAUCACAAAAACAGAUGGUGGUGCAGCAGGCGGAGGCGCCAUCGCUGCUGCCGCUGCAACGCAUACUCCUAUCAUCUUCCUUGGCACCGGCGAGCAUCUGGCGGAUCUGGAGAGAUUCGAUGCCAGAUCCUUCAUUUCCAAGCUGCUCGGAUACGGAGAUAUGAGCGGCCUCAUCGAACAAAUUCAAACGCUCACGAGAGAGUCAGCGGGAAUGAAGGAAACACAAAAACAUUUGUCUGAGGGUAUCUUCACGAUACGGGACAUGAAAGAGCAAAUCACGAAUAUUAUGAAGAUGGGCCCCCUUUCCAAGAUCGGCAGCAUGAUUCCCGGUAUGAGCGGCUUGAUGCAGGGCAUGUCCGAUGAAGACGGAACUGAAAAGCUAAAGCGAAUGGUGUAUAUAUUUGACAGCAUGACGGCCAAAGAACUAGAUUCUGACGGCAAGAUCCUGAUCUCACAGCCCUCUCGAAUGGUGAGGAUCGCAUGCGGCUCAGGGACCAGUGUCAGAGAGGUCGAAGAACUUCUCACACAGCAUAAAGUGAUGGCCAGUGUCGCCAAGAACAUGGGCCAACAGAAGAAGAAUAUGGCGAAGGCCAACAGUAUGUUGCAAGGCGGCAACAGACAACAACAGCUCGCAGCCAUGCAGAAAAGGAUGCAAAGUAUGGGUGGUGGCCGGGGCGGGAUGCCAGGCGGUGACCUCGGCAAAAUGAUGCAGAUGAUGCAAAAUAUGGGCAUGGGGGCAGGUGGUGGAGGCGGAGGCAUGGAUGCACUCAUGCAGCAGAUGGGAGGAAUGUUGGGAGGUGGUCGGGGCAGAGGGAGAUGA